CAGCCCCCCGCCCGGCCAGAACACUCACGCGGCGCGACGCGAAGGAUGCACGCCCGAGUGCGGCGCAGCACGUUGGGGAUGCCCUUGCUGAAGUAGUGCGGGAAGGCGCGCUGCUCAAAGGGCGACAAGCUGUAGGUGAUUACAUGCCGCAUCCGCAUCAGAUGCCCAAACUCGCGGCCCAUGGUCGCGGUGGCGCCUGCAGGACGGAGGGUGGAAAGGCGCUGGGCUCAGGCCCCGGACAUGCCGCCCCCAACCCGAGGCUCUCCCCGGCGCUCCUCAUCCCUCCCAGCCUAGACGGCGCCCCCACCCCGCCAGGGCCACCGAGACCGCACUACCGGACCCCACUCCCGCACCGAGGUCACCUCGCCCUCCGCAGCGCGGGAUCCACCGGCUUCCGUCCACCACUUCCGGUAGGAUCGGACGCCGCGCUAGGAGGCAGUGAGGUCACUUCCGGGAGGACCCCUUCUCGGCUGUCUCCGGAGGAAGGCGGCAUCCUCACCGGGCGGGAGAGGAGCGCCCCGGCCGAGUGACGUGAGGUUCUGUACGAUGGGCAAAUGGAGGCCCCCAGGCUGCAGCCAGAUGACAGAGCUUUGCACUAUAUGAAGAGGCUCUAUAAGGCAUGUGCUACCAAGGAGGGGAUCCCGAAAUCCAACAGAAGUCACCUCUACAACACUGUUCGGCUCUUCACCCCCUGUGCCCAGCACAAGCAGGCUCCUGGGGACCAGGUGACAGGUACCCUCCCAUCAUCAGUGGACCUGCUGUUUAACCUGGAUCGUGUUACUGCUGUUGAACAUUUACUCAAGUCAGUCUUGCUAUACACUUUCAACAACUCCGUUUCUUUUCCCUCUCCUGUUAAAUGUGUGUGCAACCUGGUGAUAAAAGAGCCAGAGUUUUCUAGCAAGACUCUCCCAAGAGUUCCAUACUCAUUUACCUUUCACUCACAGUUUGAACUUAGAAAGAAAUACAGAUGGAUUGAGAUUGAUGUGACGGCUCUCCUUCAGCCUCUAGUGGCCUCUAACAAGAGGAGUAUUCACAUGUCUGUAAACGUUACGUGUGUAAAAGACCAGCUGCAGCAUCCUUCAGCGCAGGACUGUCCACUUAACAUGACUCUUCUGGUAGCCCCCUCACUGCUUUUAUAUCUGAAUGACACAAGUGCUCAGGCUUAUCACAGGUGGUAUUCCCUCCACUAUAAAAAGAGGCCUUCACAGGGUCCUGACCAGAAGAGAGAGCUGUCUGCCUAUCCCAUGGGAGAAGAGGCUGCUGAGGGUGUAAGAUCGUCCCGUCACCGGAGAGAUCAGGAAACUGUCAGCUCUGAAUUGAAGAAGCCUCUGGUUCCAGCUUCAUUCAAUCUGAGUGAAUACUUCAAACAGUUUCUUUUUCCCCAAAAUGAGUGUGAGCUCCAUGACUUUAGACUCAGCUUUAGUCAGCUGAAGUGGGACAACUGGAUUGUGGCUCCACACAAAUACAACCCUCGAUACUGUAAAGGGGACUGUCCCAGGGCGGUCGGACAUCGGUAUGGCUCUCCGGUUCACACCAUGGUGCAGAACAUCAUCCAUGAGAAGCUCGAUUCCUCAGUGCCGAGACCAUCCUGUGUACCUGCCAAGUACAGCCCUUUGAGUGUUUUGGCAAUUGAGCCUGAUGGCUCAAUCGCUUAUAAAGAAUAUGAAGAUAUGAUAGCCACUAAGUGCACCUGUCGUUAACAUAGGCUCCUCUCAAGUAAAACCGUGAGUCUCCUGGCCAAAGUAAAUAUCGUGCGGCUGUCUGCCUUUGGGAGAAAGUUUCAUGUAUCAAAUCUCUAAAUGUAAUGCAGUGUGUUGUGUAAGGAGGAGCCUGUGUAGAUUAGCACAUUCUGUGGCAUCUAUCACUGUAAAGGGAUAACAGCUGCCUUUCUCAUUUCCAAAUGUAAAUAAAAUGUACUU
Molecule: messenger RNA, 1919 nt
Organism: Globicephala melas (long-finned pilot whale)
Lineage: Eukaryota; Metazoa; Chordata; Mammalia; Artiodactyla; Delphinidae
Gene: GDF9
Product: growth differentiation factor 9
Cellular component (GO): extracellular region
Molecular function (GO): cytokine activity; growth factor activity
Source: RefSeq, a predicted model, not a curated record